This is a messenger RNA of Diaporthe batatas, 447 nucleotides long. RefSeq lists its product as uncharacterized. Bases 1 to 447 code for a protein of 148 amino acids. Gene Ontology annotation, cellular component: ribosome. The record is from RefSeq and is a predicted model, not a curated record. Gene Ontology annotation, molecular function: structural constituent of ribosome. Gene Ontology annotation, biological process: translation. Lineage: Eukaryota; Fungi; Ascomycota; Sordariomycetes; Diaporthales; Diaporthaceae. The transcript has 3 exons.
AUGGGUCGCGUCCGCACCAAGACCGUUAAGAAGUCCGCCAAGGUCAUCAUUGAGCGGUACUACCCCAGACUGACUCUCGACUUCGAGACCAACAAGAGGAUUUGCGAUGAGGUUGCCAUCAUUGCCUCCAAGCGUCUGCGCAACAAGAUUGCCGGCUACGCCACCCACCUGAUGAAGCGUAUCCAGGAGGGUCCCGUCCGCGGUAUCUCCUUCAAGCUCCAGGAGGAGGAGCGUGAGCGCAAGGAUCAAUACGUCCCCGAGGUCUCCGCCCUCGACUUCACCCAGAACUCCGAGUCUGGCCAGCUGGACGUCGACGCUGAGACCAAGGACCUGCUCAAGCACCUCGGCUUCGACGCUGUUCCCGUCAACGUCAUCAACGUUGUCCAGCAGCAGACCCAGGAGCGUGGUGGACGCCGCUUCGGCGACCGCCCCCCUCGCCGCGACUAG